Choloepus didactylus (southern two-toed sloth) is the source of this 762-nucleotide messenger RNA. It is a transcript of the gene IL24, whose product is annotated as interleukin 24. The record is from RefSeq and is a predicted model, not a curated record. Bases 122 to 673 code for a protein of 183 amino acids. The transcript is spliced from 6 exons. Lineage: Eukaryota; Metazoa; Chordata; Mammalia; Pilosa; Megalonychidae.
GAAAACUUCCACCCACAGUUCCAUCCUGAUAGGUGAACACUGGAGGUGCCUGCCCAACUUUUCCCCUCUAUUCAGCCGCCUCUGAAUACCCAGCCCUCAAGCAUCACUUCCAGGACCUAAGAUGAGUUCUCAAAGGCAGAUGGCUGCCCUCCCAUGCCUGAGCCUGUUUCUGCUUCUCUGGAGCCAGGUGCCAGGGGCCCAGGGCCAAGAAUUCCAAUUUGGGCCCUGCCGAGUGCAGGGGGUAGAUCUCCAGGAACUGUCAAAGGCCUUCUGGACCAUCAGGGAUGCUGUGCAAGCUCAGGAUCACAUCACGAGUGUCCGGCUGCUGCGGAAGGAGGUUUUGCAGAACGUCUCGGACACUGAAAGCUGUUACCUCCUACAUGCCCUGCUGAAGUUUUACUUGAAUACUGUUUUCAAAAACUACUACAAUAAGGCAGUUGAAUUCAGGAUCCUGAAGUCGUUCUCUACUCUGGCCAACAACUUGAUUGUCAUCUUGUCAAAGCUGCAACCCAGCGAGGAAAAUGAGACCUUUUCUAUCAGUGGGAGCGCACGCCGGCGAUUUCUGCUGUUCCAGAGAGCAUUUCAACAGUUGGACAUAGAAGCAGCUCUGACCAAAGCCUUUGGGGAAAUGGACAUUCUCUUGGCAUGGAUGGAGAAAUUCUACCAGCUCUGAAUAUCUAGACCAGGACACUCUUCUUAGCUCCUUGUCAUUUCAAAUGGCCCUCCCUUCCUUGCUUGUCCUAUCCAUGGCCCCGGCUUGUC